Pomacea canaliculata is the source of this 4202-nucleotide messenger RNA. RefSeq lists its product as uncharacterized. The transcript is spliced from 3 exons. The coding region runs from base 1099 to 3465 and encodes 788 amino acids. The record is from RefSeq and is a predicted model, not a curated record. Gene Ontology annotation, cellular component: membrane. Gene Ontology annotation, molecular function: neuropeptide receptor activity. Lineage: Eukaryota; Metazoa; Mollusca; Gastropoda; Architaenioglossa; Ampullariidae. Gene Ontology annotation, biological process: neuropeptide signaling pathway.
AACAGUGACAAGUGCGCUCGUCAUCAGUAGAGUCGAGCGAAGUCCCCGAGUUACAGAGGAUGUACACACUCACGCUGACAAUGCAGUGAACAUUGACUUGACAUUACAUACAAUCACAUUCAGUGUUGACAAUGCGUGUGAACUGUCCGGCGACAUCACAUUAAGCUUCACGAGCUUCACAGGCUUUGCGUCACGUUCUGAGAAACGUGAUGUGCAGUACUUACAAGGACAGGAAGGGAGGCUUUGCCAGAGUGUGUGCAAACAAUCACGUGACGGUGCUGCAUAGUCCUCGAGUUGUUGAGGCUGCCUCAUGUUGAUGAGAACACAAAUGUGAUCGACUGAAAGUAAAGCCAAACUUCUGAAGCAGUUUUAUGCAGCGAGGAUAUUCAGUAUGUGUAGUUCUACCGCGAGAAGCAUGGGCGGAAUAUUUUAUUCUGCACAUUCGCUAGAAGAAAGAAGGAAGAAAAGAAGGAAGUAUCCAUUGACAUGUUAAUGUGUCUCUCUUUGGCACUUUCCCAGAUGACACACCUCAUAAAACUAAGAAGAAAGGAAACUUAAAUAUCUCUUAAACGAGAUCCGGGAAGCAAAAAUAUAUUCAAGGCUUUGUGUUCAGGAAGUACUCACUAGUCUCUGCGGAUUUUACCAACUGAAAGUUAAGAGGCUAGAUGAAGGGUUGUUACUGUUCUUGUGUUGGGUUUGGCAGAAAAUGAUCUCAGAGUCCAUGCUUGUGUUUAAAGCGGAUGUGCAUUGACUGGCUUUAUAUUCUUCUUCGUGUCACGCACUUAACCUUGCUGCACCAAUUGGGAGCGUCUGAUGACAGUUUCCGCAAUUGAGCCAGUCACCAGUAUAUAAUACCUACGCAGUAGGAGACCUUCCAUCGGUGCCACUUGAUAGAUGGAGAGUCAUCACAACACAUCACCACUUUAGGAUUCUGCGACUGGUGUUGUACCUUCAUGUCAGUCUCCGGCUUCGUUGUCUCAUCGCGAGUCUCCGCCUCCAUCGGCCCAUUCCGUGGGUGCAUGUGUGUAUGGACAGAGUCCUCAUCCAAGCAUUACUAACACAUCAAACAGGAGCUCCACCCCACCCGACGCCUGAGACAUGGACAGCAUCCGUAAUGCUGUACACCCAGAGGAGAGCAGCAGCCGCCCGGUUGCUGAUGUCACUGCUGAGGACAACUCUGUGGAUGACCUGCUCGAGGAUUUGAACACGAGGUUCGCCCUCUCUGUCCUCCCCGUUAUCCUCUACCUUGCCGUGCUGCUUCUCCUAGGACUCGUCGGCAACAUUCUAUCCUUUGUGGUCUACCGGAGGUUCAAGCCGAGCUCCACAAGGACAUACAUCCUGACUAUCAGUCUGCUGGACUUGAGCAACAACAUCAUCUCUUACCCGACAUCCAUAGCCGAGCUUUGCUUUCGCUACACCUUCGACAACCCCUGGCUGUGCCGUGUCUUCCGUUUCGUCAAGAGCUCGCAGGUGCUGGCCUCCGCCUUUGUGCUGGUGGCCGUAGCACUGGACCGCCACCGCCGCGUGUGUAACAGUCUUAAAAAGCAGCAAGAAGCCGGAGAUGCCUUGCGUGCUUCUCUCAUCUGCGUCGUCGUCGGAACGCUUCUCAGCCUGCCGUACGGCGCCGUGACGGGCCGCCAAACCAUUCCCACGGGAAGAAAGCAUGUGGUUGGCCUCAACCAGGCGGCGACAGCUCAUGAUAGCACUCGCAGCACCUCAGGGGAUACGUCGUCCACCCCUCAAACACAAUCGUCGGCCUCCACGGAUGUGACAUCCUUUACCACCGCGACCUCAAACCGACCUGCUGAGACCCAAGGGGUCAAGAUUGAUGCUGCAGGUGCGAGACAUGCUGGCUGUUCGGAAAUUACAAGUCAGCCUGUUUCCGCAGACUCCAGACCAGUCGCUAUUGGCGGUGAUAAGGACCAGGCAAUAGACAACUGGGAUGCCUCUGGUGUUGUGUGCACGACUACCCAUGACCCUGCAGUAUCAGCGUCCUUGACCUACACAUCUGCAGGACAUAAUGACAAAGAUGAAGUCAUUCUACACAUCCCUUCUUCUGACUGCUCAGAGGCCGUUACAAACAUUCAUUUCCACAACAACGACACGCUUCUAAAAUCAGAUACAGUCAAGAGAGACUUCUCUCUAGAUUCUCCUUCAUCAUCAUCUGAUCAGCGAGAAGUCAGUGUGAAAACACCCGUGAGCGGCCGACGACGUAGUUCUGAUGUCCAUGUGGCUGCAGUACGUGCCUUGUCGAGAAAAAGAGCGCACGACGUGAAGAUAACGUCUCAGAAAGGUGGUCACGUGAGAGAAGUGGCGUCACGUACCACGUUGAUCAUGUUCAUGCUGACAUUAGUCUUCGUUAUCAGUUUCUUGCCCUACUGGGCCAUCGUCUUCCUGCGGGGUGCACUGCGCUUCUCCGAGCAUGGUAUGGCGGUGUGGGUGUUCAAUGUCUACCUGUUGGGGCUGCACUCUUUCUUCAUCAGCUCCGCCACCAACGCCAUCGUCUACGGAAUCUUCAGCGCGCAGUUCCGGCGUGGCCUCAAGAAGCAGCAAACCCCUACUGACGCCCUACGCGCCGUUGUCAUCUGCGCCAUCGUCGCCGGCGUCGUCAGCAUCCCGUACGGAGUGAUGACUGGUCGCGCCACCUUCACCAUCCACGCCUACAACAUGACGGGGAUCAUGUGUUCCUUGGACGACCGCUACGAGGGAUCGCUGUUUCACGUGCUGUACCAGUCGCUGACCGGCGUGGGCAUGUUCACCUCCCUGGCGAUUAUGUGCGUGUCGUAUACACGAAUCGCCUGCCACGUCAGACAACACAGGAAACGCAUGGCGGCAGUCGACCAGGCCAGUGCAUGCCACUCCGCAUCGUCUGGCAACACGGACUCUGCCGUUGCUACAACUUUGUCAGGUUUUGAGAGAGAGUCCUCGCACAUACAAGACCAACGGUCACACUCGACCUCUUGCCCUCCAUGCGGUGGGUCGAAUCUAUCGGUUUCCGCCCACGUGGCCAAGUCGGAGCAGAGCGACUUACUCCUGCAAAGCUAUCACCAGCAAGACAACAGCCCACCGAAGCCGGGGCAUCUUGAAUCACCCAACAAGUCUAUGACCCCCAGGUUACAGCUGUUUGCUUUGAAACGACUAAAGAAGAAGACAGACGGACGUGGGCAGCACGGACAACACGGAGACAAGGCCAAGCAGAUGUCGUCUCGCACCACCCUCAUCAUGUUUCUGCUCACCGCCGUUUUCAUCGUCAGCUUCCUGCCCUACUGGGCCACGGUCAGCGUGCGUGCGGUCAUCGGCAUCGACAUCCACACCCUGCCGCUCUGGCUCUUCAACCUCUACGCCAUUGCUGUCCAGUCCUUCUUCAUCAGCUCUUCGGUGAAUGCCUUGGUGUACGCGUGCUGCAGCGCCAAGUUCCGAGAAGAGUGCCGCCACCUUUGUUCGUGCUGGCACAAACGACAAUAAACUGACCACAUUGCACCUAGUGGUGUCUUGGAGUUGCAGCAGGCAGUACCUGUGUCACAUGUCACCAACCUAUAAACGGCAUGUUACUACUGUUUCCUUAUCCAUAACUACACUGUUCUCUUCAUACUCGUCUAUGCUCUCCUCUUCCUGGUGAUUUACACUUACACUUCAAUCAUCUCUUACCACCAACACCCUGAACAGCAUUUCCAUUGACGACAGCCGCCCUCAAUGCUCUCUAACGACAUCAAACGUCAGCAGUGUCAUUUUUUAUCUUUGAGCAUUGUUAGAAUGUUACGGAUUACUGAUUUCUAAUGCUGUUGUACUUAAUAAAUUAAAUUUCAAUCAGAUUAACCUAGGCUGAAUGAAAAAAGAAAAAAGAAAAAGGAAAACGAUUGCACUUCACAUUUUGGCAGAUGGACGAGACCAAAGAUGUCCGUGGGUCGGAAUUAGCCCUACCCUGCCAUUAUUGUGACUGUGCUACUUACUAUUCUCCAUAACAACAAGCAGAUCCUACUUGAUACAUUUCGUCCUUUUUUAUUAGUGUUUUGUAAAAUGCUGUGAGUCAUUAGGGAGCAAUGCUCUCACUAAUUUUCAUCAUCAUCAUCCUUGUUAAAUUACAGAUUCCUUGCAAUCUCAACAAUUUGUUAAUCCCAGGAGAAUUUAAUCCAUGCUGUUCACUUUAUUUCUGCCUGUAUAUGUAGCUACAAUAAAAUACAUAUUAAAGCUUAAUGAAUCAA